Molecule: messenger RNA, 1781 nt
Organism: Dermacentor andersoni
Lineage: Eukaryota; Metazoa; Arthropoda; Arachnida; Ixodida; Ixodidae
Product: transmembrane protein 50A
Source: RefSeq, a predicted model, not a curated record
AACAAUGCGUAGUAGUCGCGUCGCGGGAGUCGCUGGAGGAGUUUCCUAUGGUUUCCUAUCGGCUGAGGUAGGGUGUAGGGUGGCUAGACCCUAGCUGAGGCGUCCAAGCACCCAUACGGUGUCGCACGGCCAAACAUAAAUAUGGCUGGGUGCUUUGACAAUAUUCAGUUCAAUCGCCCCGAAUGGAUGGAGCUCGGCGAAAAGAGGAAUGCUAUAGCGUCGAUUGUGGCGGGAUCUUUGUUCUUCAUUGGCUGGUGGAUUAUUAUCGAUGUGGCAGCACACUACCCCUCCAAUGCUGAUUUCAGCCAUGCUUUCCAUGCCUGCGGCGUCAUGAGCACAUUAUCCCUGUUCAUGAUCAAUGCCGUGUCCAAUGGCCAAAUUCGAGGUGACUCUUACACAACUGGCUGCAUCGGCCAAAGGGGUGCUCGGGUGUGGCUGUUCCUUGGAUUUGCCCUUGGCUUUGGCUCACUCAUCGCAUCAUGCUGGAUCUUGUUUGGUGAUUACGUGACACAAGGUCGUCUGAGAGAUGAAAACUUUUUUGAUGACCCAAAGCUGGCCCAUGUUGUGCCAGUCAGAAGGGAGGUGCAGUGGCCUGGCAUUGCUAUUUUCCUUCAGAACUCCUUCAUCUUUCUUGGCUGAACCCGAGUGCUUCAAGGGGGCCUGUGUCACGUCAGCAGUGCCAUCUGUUGCGAAGGCACGACACUACACAAGGGAUGAAUAUUUAUCAAUUACAAUGAAUUGCCUAGAAGUUUUAAACUUUGUUGAUUCAGAACUAAAAUUUGAAAGUGAGGCAGUACAGCUACAAGACGGGAUGAGUAAUUACCAUUUACAAUCAAUUUCCUAGAGUUAUUGAACUCCUUAUCCAGCACGGAAAAUUGCAAGUGAGGCACUAGAGCUAGAAACAAGGGAUGAAUAAUUAUCAAUUACAGUGAAUUGCCUAGAGUUUUUAAGCUGUGCUGAUUCAUAGCUGAAAGGUGCAAGUCAGGCAGUACAGCUAGAAAACAAGGGAUAGUAAUUACCAUUUACAAUGAAUUGCCUAGAGUUCUUAAACUGUGCAGAUUCCGAACCUAAAUUUGCAAGUGAGGCAGUACAGCUAGAAAACAAGGGAUGACCAUCCUUAAAAGUGUGGGAGACUCGUAACAAUAUUUCCUUCGAAAAACAACUGCAGGAUAUGAACGAGAAGAAAGGGGGUAAAUCGAGGGGCCCGAUUUUUAUUAGUCAUAUCAUAAGAAGCCAACAAACAACAAGCCAACAAGGAACAUAUUGAAUGUAAAACUAGGACCAACAUUCACAUCAGUGGCUGCACUACAAGCUUGUGCAAUUGGCAUGAACAGAUGCAAUGCAUGCUGCGCAACUUGCAGAGUUGCAUUACGUUGCUAGAACUUCUCUCAAGGUUUCCAGGGGUGCUGUUUCCGAAUAGAAGUCAUGGGGUAGAGGCUGUCGUUUUAGGGAAUAUUUACUGGAAUAGCUUUUGUUUCUUUUUCUGAAGUUUCUUGAGGAGGUGGUGUUGGAAUAGGUCUAAGCAGUGCAUGACGGACAAAGGUGAAGAGAGCUUAGUGUGUUUGUCCUACAUUGAAACAUGCAGUACUAAUUCCCUGCGCCUGUUGCAGUUUCAGCCUAGAUGAACCAUUCUCUGAUCUAUCUGUAAUGCUUAUUUACACAUAGCAGGCUUGUGCAUAGAGUAAAGCAGUAUUCAAAUAAAUGCACGUGGGUGGAGUACUUAAUGGACACCAGGGCAAAAAUAAUUGGAAGAGAAUGACAUUAUCAUUGCUAUUAUCAAU